Messenger RNA from Nicotiana tabacum (common tobacco), 708 nucleotides. The record is from RefSeq and is a predicted model, not a curated record. NCBI's taxonomy places the organism in Eukaryota, Viridiplantae, Streptophyta, Magnoliopsida, Solanales, Solanaceae.
AUGGGGGAAGAGGAUGUGUACAAAACAGCCUUUAGAACACAUCUGGGGCACUAUGAGUUCAAGGUUAUGCCAUUUUGCCUAACCAAUGCCCCUACUACAUUCCAGUCACUCAUGAAUAAUGUGUUUAGAGAUUAUUUGAGAAAGUUUGUUCUGAUUUUCUUUGACGAUAUAUUAUUCUACAGUGCCUCAUUAAAUGAACACAAACAACACCUUGAAAGAGUACUGGAAAUACCGAGGGAGGAGCAGCUCUUUGCCAGACUAUCUAAGUGCUCUUUUGGACAAUCAAAGGUGGAAUAUUUGGGGCAUAUUAUCACUUGGGAAGGUGUAGCUAAAGAUCCCUCUAAAAUAGAAGCAAUGAUUAAUUGGCCUAUUUCUAAAUCCAUCAAGGCUCUAAGGGAAUUUUUGGGCCUAACAGGAUAUUACAUAAGGUUUAUACAAUCUUAUGGCAUCAUCAACAGAUCCCUAACCAGUCUACUGAAAAAGAAUGCCUUCCAAUGGUCUGCAGAAACCAAUACUGCCUUCCUGGCAUUGAAACAGGCCAUGUCUACUGCACCUAUACUAGCCCUGUCAGACUUCACAAAGACUUUCAUUGUGGAAACUGAUGCUUGCUCUACAAGGAUUGGGGGGUGUGCUAACGCAAGAAGGCAAACCCCUUGCAUUCUUCAUCAAGGCUUUGGGACCUUGACACAUGGGCUUAUCUACUUAUGA